Elephantulus edwardii (Cape elephant shrew) is the source of this 2187-nucleotide messenger RNA. It is a transcript of the gene CKAP2L, whose product is annotated as cytoskeleton associated protein 2-like. Gene Ontology annotation, cellular component: cytosol; mitotic spindle; centrosome. The record is from RefSeq and is a predicted model, not a curated record. The transcript is spliced from 9 exons. The coding region runs from base 1 to 2187 and encodes 728 amino acids. Lineage: Eukaryota; Metazoa; Chordata; Mammalia; Macroscelidea; Macroscelididae.
AUGGAAACUGUGUCAGAGUUUGUAAGUAAAAAGGAGCGGCAGAGACAGCUCCAGGAGUAUCUGGCAGCCAAGGGCAAGCUGAAGUGCCAGAACGCCAAGCCUAAUCUAAGAGUUAACAAUAUCUUCCCAAAUCCUGUACCUUCUAAAUCUACUACUAGACCUAAAAAGGAUAGUAACAACCAUGUUUCUGUUCCUGUCAAAACUACAAGGCCACUCCAGCCUAGACCUGUCGGUGUCACUAGGACCCAGAAACCAAAGGUGGAGGCAUCAAAAGUUCUCAGCAGAACUUCAGAGUGUGUUUCCUCUAACCUAAAUUGUAAGCCUCCCAGCAGAAGUCAGCAGCAGCUCAAAACGGGAUCAUCCACUGUGAGAGAACCAUCAAAAAAAACUGUUGGGUCGCUUCACAGACGAGUAUUGAAAAUAACAAGGAAGCAGGUAGCAGUGCACAAAAAGUCUAAAGGUAAAGACUCUGAGGAGAAUGCACAGGUUGAAAAUGAAACCUUGGAUUACUUAGUAGAGGAAAUAAACAAAGAGAACUUGCCCCCAACCUUAUCAGACUCUGAGAGGAAGCCAGCUCCUGAAUUUUGCACUGUUAGUAAGGGGAAGACUAAUUCUCUUAACCUAGACAAUAGCAGCCUGGCUCCUAAACAGACCCUGAGCAAAAUUUUUAGGAACAGUGUUAUUCUGAAAGAUAGAGCUAAUAAACAGUAUUUUGGAAAAACACAAAUCAAAGAUCUACCAAUAAAAUCACAACAGCUCAGUAAAGGAACAGAUCUUACAAGACUGGGAGACAAACCUCCAAGGAUAGUUCCCUCUCAAUUUAAGACCCACAGUAGGACUCUUGCAUCAAAGAAACCAACAACCAAGGGUCAGGAUAUAAAGGUCAACAGGGAUAAAUGUGAGAGACCUGGUAAAUCUACAUUACAGUCACAAGCUGUUCAUGAACAAAAUACUAAACAUGCCAAACCCCAGACCAAUACCACUUUGGUUCAGGGAGAAAUUAACAGCAGACAUCCAAACAUUAAGCAAGACCACAAGUUUGUGACACCUUUUAGAUCCUGGGCACCAUGUGUUAGGCAAAAUUCAAAAGCCAUAUGCCAGAGACCUCAAGUGAAUGCUGGCAAUCCAAAUUCAGUAAUUCCAAGGAUAUCUCACAUAAGAACAAAUGGGACCAAUGAGAACAACAACUUCCAACAAAAAGCUCAAACUUUGGACUCUAAAUUGAAAAAGGCUCUUUCUCAAAACCAUUUUCUGAAUAAGACAGCUCCCAAGACUCGGACUGUUGGCCCCACCAUGAGUAGAAGAGUCCCAAAUGGGGCCCAGUCUAACUCGGAUAUUAACAAGAAGGCAGUAGAGGACCGAAGGAAACAACUGGAAGAAUGGAAGAAAGCUAAGGGGAAAGUCUAUAAACGGCCUCCUAUGGUACUGAAAGCCCAAAAAAAAGUAAUAGAGAAAAUGAAUGUUUCCUUCUGGAAGAGCAUUGAAAAAGAAGAGGAAGAAAGGAAUGCCCAACUUGAACUGUCCAAUAAAAUUAACAAUACUCUGACAGAAUGUCUACAGCUCAUUGAAGAGGGUGUGUUUUCUAAUGAAGUGUUUACCAUAUUGUCCAGUAUUCCUGAGGCUGAAAAAUUUGCUAAGUUCUGGAUCUGUAAAGCAAAGUUGCUGGCCCAGAAAGGCACCUUUGAUAUUAUCGGGUUAUAUGAAGAGGCCAUUAAAAAUGGGGCAGGGCCUAUCCUAGAGUUGCGGGAAGUUGUUAUUAAUAUUUUACAAGACCAAAAUAGGAAAUCAGAAGGAAUUACCUCUGACCCUUUCAUUGCUGAAGAGCUGAUCAAAAAGAUGGAAUCAGAAGAAUCUUCUCUUUCACCGGAAGAGGGGGUACAAGUUACAGCAAUACCCCAAGUAACCAAGGAAGGCCAGGAUACCCAUCCGGGCAUCAAAUUACAAAUUAACCCCAUUCCUAGGCUAAUUGGAAUGCCAGAAGUGCAGGACACGAAGCUCAUCACCCCUGUCCGGCGUUCGGGGAGGAUCGAACAUGCUGCGUCCCGCUAUCCAAAAAUGCUACAGGAGCAUGACUUAGUAGUGGCUUCCCUCGAUGAACUGUUGGAAGUAGAAGAGACAGAAUGCUUCAUCUUCCGCAGAAAUGAGGCUUUGCCUGUAACGCUAGGCUUCAAGGUUCUGGAAUCCUAA